CAAGCUGUCAAAUUGAAAACUUGAAAAAGAAAAGACAAUUUUUUAUUAAUUGCUGAGCAGGAGAUCAAAUUUGUUCAAAGUUUAAAUCGAAGCUAUAACCAAAAUAACCAAAAUGAAUAAAAAUUCGAAGCGAAACAAAAGCUCAAAAUCAGAAGAACAGAAAUAUUCAGUAGACCAAAAUGAAGACUUUGAUGUAGACGAGGAACUGGAAGCAUUACUUGGUGGUGCACCAACUGAAGACAUAGAUGAGGAUGCUUUCGACAUCAGGGGUGCACUCAAAGCGCUUAAUGAAAAUGUGAACGUCAUUUCCAUUUCGGAUUCCGACUCCGAUUCGAAGGAUGAGACACGUAAGAAACAUGUGAAAGCUUCGAACAAACAGGAUAGCCAGAAAGCCAACCAACCUAAAACAGAAUCGAAGCAGAUGAAGAUGAACAAAUGGUAUUUAAAGGAGUUCGAGGAGCACAUGGGUUUCGAAAUCGGAGAAUCCGACGAUGAAGGGGAUAAAGCUGAAAGUAAGAGCGAGAAAUCCACCAGCUCGGAAUCGGAAAAGGUCAGCGAUUGGGAUGAUUCCAACUCUGAUGGUUCACCCUCUGAAUGGCUGACAAACCUGAAGGACAUCGGUAAAUUUACAUUGGAUAAAAGCUCUGAAGAAGCAAAGCCAAGCCAAAAUGAAGAAUGCGUAGCUCUGCCAGUUUUUAAUGGUCCCAUGCCUUCGAUGCCAAUAUAUGAUGAAGAGACCAGUCAAUUCGAAAUCGUACAAAAUCACAAAGAACCUGAAAUAAUAGAACAGAUAAUUGAAAUGGAAAAACCAAGUCAGUUUGGCAACGAAACCGAAAAAACCGAUUUGCCACCUUUGGAGGAGGAAGACUAUCUCUCCGACAGUGAUAUUAGCUCCAAUUUUAGCUUAAGCAGUGGGAAUAGCUUAACUAGACUUGAUGAAGGCAAUGAAGAUAUAAGCACAGAUUUAAAUGACGAAUCAGGCAGGAAUGAACUAACUUACUGGGAGGAAAUGUCUACGCUCCCCGUGGACAAAGGUGAAAUUUCUCAAGAAGAUAUUAUGGCAAUUAUGAAGGAAGAGGAAAAUCAAAAAAAUUCCGACAAAUCACCGGAGCAUCGAAGUGAUUCGGAGGUGGAAGAAGCCGCAAGAGAUCAGACCGUGCCCCAUAAUGGCUCAGAUUUUUACGAAGACAGCACUCAGUUUCCGGAGAACAGAGAAAACUUUAGUGUUCUGGUCAUCAAAGAGGAGUCGGUGUUCGUGGACUAUGAAAAAGCCGUCGAAAAACUUGUUAAGCUCGUCGAAUCGGCUCCUAGUCAUUGCAAAUAUGAGAUAAAUCAACUGAUAUACCCCCUGGUGGCCCUGACUUAUCUACAAAUGAUGGCCAGUGAUAAGAGGCAGGGGGCCAGAUUGUUUUUGAUUCGAAAUCAAGACUAUUUGGACGAUUCGUACUUGCCAAGACUAAUGAAACUUAGGGAUAUAUUAAGGCCUCAAGACGUUCCCAAUAAGGCCCGAAAAUUGCUGGCCGGUCACGAGAAACUGGAGGUUCAAAUGUCGCAGGAUGCCUAUCGCCAGUUUCUUUGCUACACAGAGGAAUGGCCCAAGGGUCAGCAGGAAAAGUUGCUGGCCCAUUUUCAGAUUCAAACCUAUGGAGAGGGUGAAAGGCCACAGCAGCGUUUCGUCCUGGGAAAACCCCUUUUGGAACCCAUUUUCUGGGCUGCUCCGGAACCGUUGCACAAGAAGGAAUACACCACUCGUCCUUUUCUGCAAAAACGUCGCCGGAGGAAGAACGAGCCGCAGGCUCAUAAGAAUCUUCACUUGCCACCGGCGGACAGGGUGUACAACCCCAAUCCCAAGAGAAUGGAUUUGCUGCACCGCAAGAACGAUGAGCAGCACCGGAUGAGAUUGGAUCGGGAGCACCUGCCCUCAACCUAUUUGUAUACAGCUCCUCCCAGCGAUGAGAAGGUGAUUUGUGCCUCGUUUUCUGAGAGCAUCAGCAUGUUGGCCUUGGGAACGGCAUCCUCUGCCGUACACAUUUUCUCCCUGAAACCCUCGAAGUUGGUUCAGCUGAAGUCAGCCAGUUGGUUGAAUGUUCUGGACACCGGAAUGGCUGGCAUUGACAAGGGCAUGCUGGAUCCCACCAAGAAGUCCUCGAGACGCACUCUUCACGGGCAUCAGGGACCGGUCUAUGGGUGUUCAUUUAAUCCGGAUGAUCGCUUUCUGCUCAGUUGCUCGGAGGAUUUCUCCGUUCGCAUGUGGUGCCUUCUGUCCUGGAGUUGUGUGGUUAUUUUUCCUGGCCACUUGUCUGCCGUUUGCUUUGUGGUCUUUGCACCAAUGGGUUACUAUUUCGCCACCGCCUCGGAUGACUGCACGGCCAGGGUUUGGGUGCAGGAUAAUAGGAGACCCGCUCGAAUCCUUCAAGGACAUUUGGCCGAGCUGGCGGUGUGCAUAUUUCACCCAAAUCGUCAAUACCUGGCCACUGGAUCGGCUGAUUGCACAGUGAGGAUGUGGGACAUCGUCAAGGGAGCCCAGGUGCGUGUUUUCACUGGCCACACGCACAGGAUUAACGCCUUGACCUACUCCAUCUGUGGUCGCUAUUUGGUUUCUGGCGGGGAUGACAAUCUCAUCAUGGUUUGGGACACUGCCCAUGAGGUUUUGAUCCGUUUCUUGGACCAUCAUAAGGCAGCUAUUAACACCCUGGAAAUUGCCUUGGACAACAACUUAUUGGUGGUGGGCGGGCAAGACUGUCAGCUCACCAUUUGGGACUUUGAACGGAUGCUAAAGGACUAUUUAGGAAGGUCCAAGACUUUGAGGAAGAGAACUGAGGAGGAAGAAAAAGAGAAGGGUGCCAAAGAUUUGCUCAUUGGCUCGUAUCCCAGCAAGGGUGCACCAUUCUAUAUGAUCCGCUUUAGCCGUCGAAAUCUUCUAGUGGCUUUCUGUGUGUCGCCCCAGGAAUCGAUAGGUAACAACACUGAUGUCAAGGAAAAGCAUUCCCAGCAUCAGAAAAAUGGGCAAGUUCACGAUUGGCUGAACUUGCUGGACACUCUGAAGUUAAAGGCUUGUGUUGGUCUUAAAAAGGAAUUGCAUGUGGAUACUGAACAGGUGAAGAAGGAAGAGGCAUCAACAAACAAAUAAAUUGUGAGAAUGAAAAAAAUAAUUUACAGAAUUUUGUA
Messenger RNA from Drosophila elegans, 3168 nucleotides. Its product is annotated as transcription initiation factor TFIID subunit 5. The transcript is spliced from 5 exons. The coding region runs from base 113 to 3130 and encodes 1005 amino acids. The record is from RefSeq and is a predicted model, not a curated record. Gene Ontology annotation, molecular function: protein binding; RNA polymerase II general transcription initiation factor activity. Lineage: Eukaryota; Metazoa; Arthropoda; Insecta; Diptera; Drosophilidae.